This is a messenger RNA of Ananas comosus (pineapple), 1201 nucleotides long. RefSeq names its product auxin-responsive protein IAA30-like. Lineage: Eukaryota; Viridiplantae; Streptophyta; Magnoliopsida; Poales; Bromeliaceae. The transcript has 5 exons. Gene Ontology annotation, biological process: regulation of DNA-templated transcription. The record is from RefSeq and is a predicted model, not a curated record. The coding region runs from base 124 to 972 and encodes 282 amino acids. Gene Ontology annotation, cellular component: nucleus. Gene Ontology annotation, molecular function: protein binding.
CUCUCUCUCUUUCUUUAUCUACUCAUCCACUCACACUCAACCUCAUAACAAUAGAAACAUACAACGAACAAGUUAGAGAGAGAGAGAGAGAGAGAGAGAGAGAGAGAGAGAAAGAGAGAGAGAAUGGGGAGUGGUUUGGGUUUGGAGGAAACUGAGCUGAGGCUCGGAUUGCCGGGGGGCGGCGGUGGCGGAGGCGGAGGCAGAGGCAGCGGGGACGGAGAGCCGACGGGGAGGAAUUUCGGGAAGAGAGGGUUUGCACAGACGAUCGAUCUGAAACUGCAGCUCCAGACCGCGUCUGUCGCGACAGACGCAAGAGAGACAGCAGCGGCAUCUGAGGGGACCGCCGCCGCAGCAGCAGCAGCAGCAGCAGCAGAGAAACUCAAGAGAUCUCCCUGCAGCCACAAGAACGUGGCUGCUGCAUGCAACAGCGCGGAUCCCGAGAAGCCACCCGCUCCCAAGGCACAGGUGGUGGGGUGGCCACCAGUUAGGUCGUUCAGGAAGAACAUCAUGGCCGUACAAUCCGAGAAGGGGAGCAAGGAAGAUCAUCAUCAUGGUCAAGGGGAGAACAAGUCCGGCGGCGGCACAACCGCGACAACCGCCAUCGCCGCCUUCGUGAAGGUGAGCAUGGACGGCGCGCCGUAUCUCCGCAAAGUCGACCUCAAGAUGUACAAGAGCUAUAGGGAGCUCUCCAUUGCCCUGGAGAAGAUGUUCAGUUCCUUCACCACUGGCAAUUGUGGGUCACAAGGAAUUAUGAAUGGGAAGGACUUCACUAAUGAGAGCAAGGUAAUGGAUUUAUUGAAUGGAUCCGAGUAUGUGCCCACUUAUGAGGACAAGGAUGGUGAUUGGAUGCUUGUGGGAGAUGUUCCGUGGGAGAUGUUUGUUGAAUCAUGCAAGCGACUUCGGAUAAUGAAAGGAUCAGAAGCCAUUGGACUUGCACCAAGGGCAAUGGAAAAAUGCAAGAACAGGAGUUGAUGAAGAAGCGAAAAAAAAAAAAAAAUGGUAUUUGCACAAUCUGUAUCUUAAUUAAUAUGCAAGGCAUGUGUCUGUAUUUUUUCAGUAUAUAUAAAAGUCACUAUUAAUCUGUCACCAUAAUAGAAUUUCUCAUAUUUUACUCUUGUUUUUGGUUUUGUGUUUUUUUUUUUUUUUGGGUUUUUUGUUUUUUUUCAGUGGACAAGAAGCAAUUAAUAUUACUUGUUGUCCA